CGCAUGUAUCGAUUUAGAAUCGUAGCUGCAGAGUAUGCCCUCUAGGUGGAAACACUGUGAAGACUCUUUCGGCCGCACGGUUUACGAUGACCAAGGUAAAGGAAGAUAAGGGCACAGAAGCAGCGUCCCAGGAGAAGAAAGCUCCUUCGGGCAAAAAGAGUGGAAAGAAGGGUCGUAUCAGGCCAAGGAAUUACGACUUAGGAAAUGGUGUCUAUAGAUUCAGUCGUACUCGCAUGUUUCAUAAGAAAGCCAUCUAUAAAUUCUUAGACAAGAAGACUCCGAAAACUGUUAAGCCCAAGAAGCCAGUAAUUGUUGAGAAAGCAAUUAGCGGUGACAAGAAUGGAGAAAAGCGUAUUGUAUUAUUGAAGAAAAGACGUGCAAACUAUCCAACUGCAGAUCCAGUGACUGUACAUCAUUCUAAAAAAUGUUUCCGUGAUCACCAACGUUAUCUAAGGCCAUCUUUGAAACCCGGAACAGUCUGCAUCUUGCUUGCUGGUGCUCAUAAAGGAAAACGAGUUAUUUUCUUGAAGCAGCUUAAAAGUGGCUUACUCCUGGUUACUGGCCCAUUCCUGAUUAAUGGUUGCCCCUUGAGAAGAGUUAGCCAGAACUACGUGAUUGCCACAUCUACCUGUAUCAAUAUUUCGGGUUUGAAGCUUCCAGGAAGCAUUAAUGAUGAUUACUUUAAGAGGAAACGUGAGAAACGUGCAAAGAAGGAAGAAGGUGAUAUUUUCACCAAGAAAAAGGAUAAAUAUAAAGCAAGCGAAGAGAGGAAAAAUGACCAGAAAGUAGUUGAUAAAUUUGUUAUUUCUGCCAUCAAGAGAAACAAAGAUAAGAAACUGUUGUUUACUUAUUUGUCUGCUAUGUUUGGCUUGAGAAGCAGUCAGUAUCCACACAGGCUAAAGUUCUAAUCUUUUAUGAUUUGAAUACAAAUACACAAUAACUACUGAAAAAAUAUA
Molecule: messenger RNA, 956 nt
Organism: Megalopta genalis
Lineage: Eukaryota; Metazoa; Arthropoda; Insecta; Hymenoptera; Halictidae
Gene: RpL6
Product: ribosomal protein L6
Biological process (GO): cytoplasmic translation; ribosomal large subunit assembly
Cellular component (GO): cytosolic large ribosomal subunit; ribosome
Molecular function (GO): structural constituent of ribosome; RNA binding
Source: RefSeq, a predicted model, not a curated record